AUGCAUCCUUAUCUUUUCUCACCAAAUCUUUUAUCUUUUUUCAAGAUAAUGACAGUGCAAAUUGCAGAAAAUAUAAACCCCGAGGUGCUCCGGGUGUUCAUAGUCAGACAUGGCCAGACAGACCACAACGUGCAGAAAAUCCUUCAGGGUCACCUAGACAUCGAUAUCAACGAUACUGGUAGAGAACAAGCACAGUUAGUUGCGAACACUUUCGAAAACAUCAAGAUUGAUUAUUUGGUUUCUUCAGACUUGAUUCGGUGUCAGAACACUAUCAAGCCGUUUCUUUCCCACCACGAAGUUGAACCAAAGAUUACCAGCAACUUGAGAGAACGAGACAUGGGUGAAGUUCAAGGCAUGUAUUUGAAAGAUGCUAGAGAGAAGUAUGGAGAUAAUUUCCGAAAUAUGGGAGAACAACCCGAACAGUUUAUCAGCCGGGUAGAACAGGAAUGGAACUUGAUACUCAAGCAGCAGCAAUGCUUGAAUGUAGCUGUUUGCACCCACGGAGGUGUAAUUACAACUUUUGUCAAUUACUUACAUGAUAAAAAAGGCUAUUCAUUGGGUGAGGGUUUGACCCGAGAAAAGCUAAAAGUACCUUAUAACACAUCAGUAACUGUUAUAGAUAUCAACAAGGGGACAAAAAACGGAAAGAUACAGAUAUUUGGCAAUACUGACCAUUUAGGUGCCCAAUUUGAGGUAAAGGAGCAAGCGUUACGGUGA
Meyerozyma guilliermondii ATCC 6260 is the source of this 717-nucleotide messenger RNA. RefSeq names its product phosphoglycerate mutase. The transcript has a single exon. Gene Ontology annotation, biological process: fructose 1,6-bisphosphate metabolic process; fructose 2,6-bisphosphate metabolic process; negative regulation of glycolytic process. Gene Ontology annotation, molecular function: fructose-2,6-bisphosphate 2-phosphatase activity. NCBI's taxonomy places the organism in Eukaryota, Fungi, Ascomycota, Pichiomycetes, Serinales, Debaryomycetaceae. The coding region runs from base 1 to 717 and encodes 238 amino acids. The record is from RefSeq and is a predicted model, not a curated record. Gene Ontology annotation, cellular component: cytosol.